Messenger RNA from Echinops telfairi (small Madagascar hedgehog), 5863 nucleotides. It is a transcript of the gene FNDC3A, whose product is annotated as fibronectin type III domain containing 3A. NCBI's taxonomy places the organism in Eukaryota, Metazoa, Chordata, Mammalia, Afrosoricida, Tenrecidae. The record is from RefSeq and is a predicted model, not a curated record. Bases 65 to 3682 code for a protein of 1205 amino acids. The transcript has 26 exons. Gene Ontology annotation, molecular function: protein binding.
UGCGGCCGUCACGUUACGGCGGCUGUUUCAAUGAAUGUAGUCGAGUUGGAGGGUUUUCCAGUAUAUGAAUGUUUUAUUGAUAAUGGCAGAACACCCACCGCUACUGGAUACAACUCAGAUUUUAAGUAGCGAUAUUUCUCUUCUAUCUGCCCCUAUUGUAAGUGCAGAUGGAACACAACAGGUUAUACUGGUACAAGUUAAUCCAGGGGAAGCAUUUACAAUAAGAAGAGAAGAUGGACAAUUUCAGUGCAUUACAGGUCCUGCUCAGGUUCCAAUGAUGUCCCCAAAUGGUUCUGUGCCUCCUAUUUAUGUGCCUCCUGGAUAUGCUCCACAGGUUAUUGAAGACAAUGGAGUUCGAAGAGUUGUUGUGGUUCCCCAGGCACCAGAGUUCCGUCCUGGUAGUCACACAGUGUUACACCGUUCUCCACACCCUCCACUGCCUGGUUUCAUUCCUGUCCCUGCCAUGAUGCCCCCUCCACCUCGCCAUAUGUACUCACCAGUAACUGGAGCUGGAGACAUGGCCACACAGUAUAUGCCACAAUACCCAUCUUCACAAGUUUUUGGAGAUGUAGAUGCUCACUCUGCACAUGGAAGGUCUAACUUUAGAGACGAAAGAUCUAGUAAAACAUAUGAACGUUUGCAAAAAAAAUUGAAGGAUCGCCAAGGAACACAGAAAGAUAAAAUGAGCAGUCCUCCGUCAUCACCCCGGAAAUGCCCUUCUCCCACAGAUGAACAUAAUGGACUUUUGAAAGGACAGAGUGCUGGUGGCACGAAUGGUGGGUCAGCAAAGAGCAAAUCAGGGAAAGGGAAAGGUGCCGUACAAGUUGAUGCAGAAGUAGAAGAAAAAGAUGAAGAAACUAAAGCAUUUGAAGCACUUCUUUCCAACAUUGUCAAACCAGUGGCUUCAGACAUCCAGGCAAGAACAGUAGUCCUUACCUGGUCACCACCUCCCAGCUUCAUUAACGGCGAAACAGAUGAGACUACUAUUGAACCAGAGCUCUUUGGUUAUGAAAUUCUGGUUUCAAGUACUGGAAAAGAUGGGAAAUAUAAAAGUGUUUAUGUUGGAGAAGAAACAAGUAUCACCGUAAAUGAUCUCAAACCAGCUACAGAUUACUAUGCAAAAGUCCAAGCCGAAUAUAAUUGCAUACAAGGAGCUCCUUCAGAGACUGAAAGCUUCACCACCUUGAGCUGUGAACCAGAUAUACCUAAUCCACCAAGGAUAGCCAACCGAACCAAAAAUUCACUCACUUUACAGUGGAAGGCACCGAGUGACAAUGGUUCUAAAAUCCAGAGCUUUAUUUUAGAAUGGGAUGAGGGAAAAGGAAAUGGAGAGUUUUGUCACUGUUAUGUGGGUUUACAGAAGCAAUUCAAGAUUACGAAAUUGGCACCAGCAAUGGGUUGUAAAUUUAGAUUAUCGGCCAAAAAUGACUAUGGUACAAGUGGUUGUAGUGAAGAAGUCUUGUAUUACACCUCAGGUUGUGCCCCUUCUAUCCCAGCAAGUCCCGUGUUAACGAAGGCUGGAGUCACCUGGUUAUCCUUACAGUGGAGUAAACCCUCAGGAACACCAUCCGAUGAAGGAAUUUCGUACAUUUUAGAAAUGGAGGAAGAAACUUCAGGAUAUGGUUUCAAACCCAAAUAUGAUGGAGAAGAUCUUGCUUACACAGUGAAAAAUCUCAGACGUAGUACAAAAUAUAAAUUUAAGGUUAUUGCUUAUAAUUCAGAAGGUAAAAGUAAUCCGAGUGAAGUAGUAGAAUUUACUACAUGUCCUGAUAAGCCGGGAAUCCCUAUAAAGCCUUCAGUUAAAGGAAAGAUACAUUCACACAGUUUUAAAAUAACUUGGGACCCACCCAAAGACAGUGGAGGCGCGGCCAUCAGUAAAUAUGUAGUGGAAAUGGCAGAAGGUCCGACUGGAAACAAGUGGGACAUGAUCUACAGUGGCACUACUAGGGAACAUCUUUGUGAUCGACUCAGUCCAGGCUCUCUCUACCGUUUUCGAGUUUACUGCAUCAGUGAUGGAGGACAGAGCGCGGUGUCUGAGUCGUUACUUGUGCAGACUCCAGCAGUGCCUCCCGGCCCGUGCGCCCCUCCCAGGAUACAGGGUAGACCCAAAGCAAAAGAAAUACAGUUACGAUGGGGACCUCCUCAGAUUGAUGGUGGAGCACCCAUUUCCUACUAUGGCCUGGAAAUGUCUCCUAUAGAAGAAGAUGAGUCCAAAGAAGUGUACCAAGGCUCUGAAGUCGAAUGUACAGUGAGCAGCCUUCUUCCGGGAAAGACGUACAGCUUCAGACUUCGUGCGGCUAACAAAAUGGGGUUUGGUCCUUUUUCAGAAAAAUGUAAUAUUACUACAGCUCCUGGGCCACCAGAUCAAUGUAAGCCCCCUCAAGUAACAUGCAGAUCUGCAACCUGUGCACAAGUGAAUUGGGAGGUCCCAUUGAGUCACGGAACUGAUGUCACCGAGUACCGACUGGAGUGGGGAGGCGUUGAAGGAAGUAUGCAGAUGUGUUACUGUGGACCUGGACUCAGUUAUGAGUUGAAAGGACUUUCACCGGCAACCACAUAUUACUGCAGGGUCCAGGCUCUGAGCGUCGUUGGAGCAGGCCUUUACAGUGAAGUUGUGGCCUGUGUAACUCCACCGUCAGUGCCUGCCAUUGUGACCUGUCUUCAAGAGAUUUGUGGGGACGACAUAGAAAAUUCCCAUUAUUCACCUUCUACAUGCCUUGCAAUCAGCUGGGAAAAGCCUUGUGAUCAUGGUUCAGAAAUCCUUGCCUACAGCAUAGAUUUUGGAGAUAAACAGACUUUGACCGUGGGAAAGGUUACAAGCUAUAUGAUUGACAGUUUACAGCCAGAUACAACAUACAGAAUACGAAUUCAAGCCUUGAAUAUCCUCGGAGCGGGUCCGUUCAGCCACAUGAUAAAAUUGAAAACUAAGCCCCUCCCUCCUGAUCCACCUCGUCUGGAAUGUGUUGCCUUUAGUCACCAGAACCUUAAACUGAAGUGGGGAGAAGGAACCCCAAAAACAUUGCCAACCGAUGCUAUUCAGUACCACCUUCAGAUGGAGGAUAAAAAUGGAAGGUUUAUAUCCCUGUACAGAGGACCAUGUCAUACAUAUAAAGUACAAAGACUCAAUGAGUCGACGUCCUACAAAUUCUGUAUUCAAGCUUGUAAUGAAACUGGAGAAGGUCCCCUCUCCCAAGAAUAUAUUUUCACUACACCAAAAUCUGUCCCAGCGGCCUUGAAAGCACCCAAAAUAGAGAAAAUAAAUGAUCACAUUUGUGAAAUUACAUGGGAAUGUUUAUCACCAAUGAAAGGUGAUCCAGUUAUUUACAGUCUUCAAGUUAUGGUUGGAAAAGAUUCAGAAUUCAAACAGAUGUACAAAGGCCCUGACUCUUCAUUCCGGUAUUCAAGCCUUCAGCUGAACUGUGAGUACCGUUUCCGUGUGUGCGCCAUUCGUCAGUGCCAGGACCCUGUGGGACACCAGGACCUCACGGGUCCCUAUAGUGCCACAGUGCUCUUCAUCUCUCAGAAGACAGGGCCAGUGGCCAGCACGCACAGAGACGCCGUGGAAAGCGCCAGGUGCCGGCGGGCGCUCAGCGACCAGCAGUGCGCGGCCAUCAUCCUGGCGCUCUUUGCUUCCUCCUCCCUUCUGAUUGCCUUCAUCAUCCAGUACUUCGUCAUCAAGUGAGGACGCCGCUGCUGUGCUUACAGUCCUUACUCCAUUUUAUUUUCUCAUCUACUUAAAGUGAUGUCCGUAUUGCUUUUAGAAACAGUGGCGUGUAGCGCCGGCAUUGAGACUAUAGCACCUCAUUUACAAUGCUUGUAUUACUAGGGAAAGGCUGGCACCUUUUUAGAAUGCAAGCCACAGAAAUAAAAUUUAGGUGGGGGAGGUUGUUUAGGGAUUUUUUUUUUCUUUUCUUUUUUGAUAUGUGCUUCUUGUAGAAUUCACUUUCAAAGAGGCAACAGUACAUAAUUGAUAUUUUGCCCAAUCAGCAUGAGUGGAACAAUGAUAAACCUGAUCUCUUUAUUACAACGUAAAAAAUUCAGAAUUAAUAAAAUUUACUAAAAUGCUGUGCAAAAAAACAUUCAAGUCUGAUGCUGUGAAAGCAAUCUAGUGCUCUAUUUCUACCUCCUCAUUUGUCUUAAUUAUUUGGUAAAUUGAGAUUAUGAUGAUUAGAGGGGCUAAGCAAACAAAAUUGGAUGAAAAAAUAUACGUGAGUAAAGAAGCUUCUUGUUUGAUAGAGUUCUUCAUUACAAGAUUAUAUUCAUAAAUUCAAAGAUAAAUCACUUACAGAAAGCACAGGCAGGCGAUUUGACAAAAAUAUUUUAAUGUUUACUAUUAAAGUCUUUCUUCAGAUCUUGAAAACUUAGAAGAGGGGGCUUUUAUGGAUAGUCUUUUAAAAGUAAUAAUUAAAGUCAUUUUCUAAUUUCAAACCUAUUUGGAUUCUGUUUGUGGUACUUUGAUCUAUACAUGUGUGUGUAAGGGUAUACACAUACGGCAUAUGUAAUAACAAUUGCACAUGCCAAGAGUGUAUAUAUAGAGAGAGAGUGUGUGAAAGAGAGAAGUGUGUGUGUGUGUAUGUGUGAGAUGCAUAACACACACAUUCCAUCUGUCUGCUAUGGGUUAAUUUUGAAGAACUUCCAUAAAUGUUGCUGCUUCUCCCAUAACUACUGCCAUCACCAUCAGAAUUCAUAAUCGAACCUAGCCAUUGUGUUUGGGCCACCAAAUCUGGAGACAAAACUAAUUUGCACCAGUAAACGUCAAAGUUUCUUUCCUUGAAAAGCUCAUAUCUAAUGUAAUGUGUCUGUUGCAAAUUGUUGAUUGCAUGUGGUUAGUGCUGCAUUAGAGCACUUUGCAGUUGCUUAAUUCAUUGUUUUGUGAGCUUGCAUUUGAGUUAUUGGAUGAUCCAGUUGAAUUUUGUCAAGUACCACAUUGUUCAUCUUGUGUAGACGUUAAUGACUGCCAGUAAUUACACGGUCUGUAAUGGAAUAAUCUAAAAUUGUUGUUUCGUCGCAUCUGUUAUCUGUAAAACACUUGUAACUAGCUACUUUAAUUUAUUAUUUGAAUUUUUAAAUAGUGAAUCACUAAAUUUUAGUUGCUGAGGUUAGCAUUUUAGUGAUUACUAAGCACUUCUGUUGGUCUUCAAAAAAGAAAUGUAUGUUUUGUGCUUUGAAGCUCCCUGAAGAAUUAAUCUUGUAUUAGAACGGGCAUGUAUUAUAGUUGUUGUGCGUCAAAUAAUCUAUGCUGUUGAAAAAACAUUAAUCUGAGUUCAAAAAAGAAAUGGAUAUACUUGGCCUUUCCAAGUGGUAAGAAUGAUCUGUCACUAUAAUAUACUGUAUGUUUACAUUUUAUUUAAAAUUAAUCCCUUAUGUAUAAGCUGAUGACCUUCCCACAAAACAACCGUGAUUGUGAUUAUUUUCUAGAAACUUCUUAAACGUGCCACAUCUGGCAGUAAAAAUGAGUUUGAGUGUAAUCGCCCAGAGAUUCCUAUAUCGUUGAAUGUUGAAAAUGGCUAAAUGUGCCACUGUGUCAAGUUUAUAGUGGCUUAUGUUUUUCACAGUAAAUUCAAAUGAACACCUAUUUUUGAUAGUAAUUGUCAUGUAAUAGUGUAUUUGCCAUUUGAACCUCACUGCAAAAUUAGUGCAGAGGCGUAAACAAUUUCUAAUGUAUUCUUGAUUUUACCUCAUAUACUAUACAUUCCAAAAACUCUAAACUUUUUAAAGAUUAUAGAUACACUACCAAACAUAUCACCUUAAAAUUGUAUAAGGUUGAACUUCAUACAAUGAAAAAAUAUAAUCUCAUAAAAUGCAUAAACUGUGUAGCAAAAAUAUCUUUAAAUCCAUGGAAAAUAAAAGUAUCAUUUUUUGA